GCUACGAGUGAGCGAGCUCCCUGUGGUAAGAUGGCCGCCAGGUUAGAUACUCCGUCGUAAGACAUCUAUCCUUUAUUAUACAUCUCUAUUAGUAACACUUAAAAAACAGUGUUACCUUGACUAAACAAUUAUUUUUGACCCUUUCGUUGUAGUUGUCUGGCAUUUUAACAGUUUGUCACGUCUGAAGCUGUAAGGCGCCUUCAUAAUUCGGAAAACAACCCACAUAAAUAUGAUCCACAAACCGGAAUAAGUUCGCCUCGUAACCAAGCAGUCAUGACUUAUCUGCUAGAGGAAUUGAAAACAACUUUUGCAGAUGCAGACCCUGAGUGUAUACAAGCGUGUUGCAAGACAUACUUUGAGACACUUCGGAGAAAGUACAAUUUGUCUCAGCCAGAAAAGUCCCAGCUAAGAGAUGCCAUUAAAACAGGAGCUAAAAACCGACAAAGGAAAAGACGGUUGCUGGAUUCCAGGUCCAAGGUGGUUCAAACCGAUGCAGAGAGAGAGCUUUGGCAGACUGCAACAGUGGAGCUGAUGUCUGACGAGGAGGAUGCUAUUGUUGAUGGAAGGCCAGUGUGGAUUGUGAGGUCUCCUUCUCACAGGAACCCACAUUUGUCAGAACUUUGUGAGGAGCUUCAGCGCAGAUUGGAGUCAGACAUGCGCUACCCUCUUUUGCAUCAUCAGCGUGUUAAGGCUGAUGGAAAUGGACUUGAUGGACCUUCCUUUAUUCAACUUUAACUGAACUGCACUGUUUUGCAAUUUUAAUAAUUGCUCCACCAACUGCACACUUUCACUUUCUCUUCUGUUUUAUCUUAUUCUUUGUAUUCUUAUUACGUUAGAUUUAUUUUGUUUGACAUUAUGCUACUUAUUUUUUUAUAUUGUUUGCUGUGUUUGGUUACAUUUUAAAUACUUUGUGCUGUGUGUACAUAUUUAGUUUUUUUAGUUUAAUAUUCUGUAACUGUUAUAAUUAUGCUACUUAUUUUUUUAUAUUGUUUGGUGCAUUUUAAAUACUUUGUGCUGUGUGUACA
Messenger RNA from Paramisgurnus dabryanus, 1025 nucleotides. NCBI's taxonomy places the organism in Eukaryota, Metazoa, Chordata, Actinopteri, Cypriniformes, Cobitidae. The record is from RefSeq and is a predicted model, not a curated record.